Molecule: messenger RNA, 3034 nt
Organism: Psammomys obesus (fat sand rat)
Lineage: Eukaryota; Metazoa; Chordata; Mammalia; Rodentia; Muridae
Gene: Pgbd5
Product: piggyBac transposable element derived 5
Exons: 7
Coding region: 17-1588 (523 amino acids)
Biological process (GO): non-replicative DNA transposition
Cellular component (GO): nucleus
Molecular function (GO): transposase activity
Source: RefSeq, a predicted model, not a curated record
GGCGGCGGCCGGGGCCAUGGCCGAGGGCGGCGGGGGCGCGCGGAGGAAGGCCCCGGCGCUGCUGGAGGCGGCCCGGGCGCGCUACGAGAGCCUGCACAUCUCGGACGACGUGUUCGGCGAGUCGGGCCCGGACAGCGGCGGGAACCCCUUCUACAGCACCUCGGCGGCCUCGCGCUCCUCCUCGGCCGCCUCCUCGGACGACGAGCGUGAGCGCCCCGCGCCCCCGGGGGCCGCCCCGCCGCCCCACGCCGCGGACCCCCUGGAGCCGGACGAGGCGGAGGCCGGUGGGGGCUGGAGCGCCGUGCUGCGGGAUCGCCCGCCCCCGCGCUUCGAGGACACCGGCGGGCCCACCAGGAAGAUGCCGCCCAGCGCAAGUGCGGUGGACUUCUUCCAGCUCUUCGUUCCCGACAACGUGCUCAAGAACAUGGUGGUGCAGACCAACCUGUACGCCAGGAAGUUCCAGGAGCGCUUCGGCAGCGACGGCGCCUGGGCGGAGGUGACGCUGGCAGAGAUGAAGGCCUUCCUGGGCUACGUCAUCUCCACCAGCGUCUCGCACUGCGAGUCGGUCCUCAGCAUCUGGAGCGGCGGCUUCUACAGCAACCGCAGCCUGGCGCUCGUCAUGAGCCAGGCCCGCUUCGAGAAGAUCCUCAAGUACUUCCACGUGGUGGCCUUCCGCUCCAGCCAGACCACGCACGGCCUCUACAAGGUCCAGCCCUUCCUCGACUCCCUCCAGAGCGGCUUCGAUGCUGCUUUCCGGCCGUCUCAGACCCAGGUGCUACACGAACCCCUGAUUGACGAGGACCCGGUGUUCAUCGCCACUUGCACAGAGCGGGAGCUGCGGAAGCGGAAAAAGCGGAAAUUCAGCCUGUGGGUCCGCCAGUGCUCUUCAACCGGCUUCAUCGUCCAGAUCUAUGUCCACCUGAAGGAAGGGGGUGGCCCCGAUGGUCUGGACGCUCUGAAGAACAAGCCACAGCUCCACGGCAUGGUGGCCCGGAGCCUGUGCCGGACCGCGGCUGGGAAGAACUACAUCAUCUUCACGGGCCCCAGCAUCACCAGCCUCACCCUGUUCGAAGAAUUUGAGAAGCAAGGGAUCUACUGCUGCGGCCUGCUCAGCUCCAGGAAGAGUGACUGCACUGGCCUCCCUCCAUCCAUGCUGACCAACCCUGCCACGCCGCUGGCCCGGGGCCAGCACCAGAUCAGGACGAAGGGGAACAUGUCUCUGAUCUGCUGGUACAACAAGGGCCACUUCCGCUUCCUGACCAACGCCUACUCUCCCGUGCAGCAAGGUGUCAUCAUCAAGCGAAGAAGCGGGGAAAUCCCCUGCCCUCUGGCUGUGGAGGCCUUCGCUGCUCACCUCAGCUACAUCUGUAGAUACGACGACAAGUACAGCAGGUAUUUCAUCUCCCACAAGCCAAACAAGACGUGGCAGCAGGUGUUCUGGUUCGCCAUCAGCAUCGCCGUCAACAACGCCUACAUCCUGUACAAAAUGUCGGACGCCUACCACGUGAAGAGGUACAGCCGGGCCCAGUUUGGAGAGAGACUUGUCAGGGAGUUGCUGGGCCUGGAGGAGACGUCACCAACGCACUGAGACUGUGCCGGCCCAGGGGUGGCAGGGACAAGAAAGGCGCCCGUCACCUGCGUGUUCAUUGGAGGGCCCGUGUGUGGUCAGGAUCUGUUUUCCGCAUCACCCCCCAAAGGGUGGCUCCCCAGAGCCUGGGCAGGUGACUGGCGGGGCCGUGACCUUGGAAGGUACCAGCAGAAGGACCAGUGGACCAAAGAGCUUGAAAGAUGCUGAUGGGCUCUAGUCGACCAGGCACGCUCCGAGAUGGACCGCUCAGAGCCAGCGCUCAGCAAUAGGGGGCGUGGGUUUCCAGCACUCUCCUGCGGGAUCAGCCUCAGUGGCUUCAUGGAAAGAAGGUGCCAUUAAACCUCAGAGUCAGUGGGCAGGAAUGGUUGCAGCGGACUGGAAACAGGGUGUCCCCGUUACGUCCUCCACAGGGCUGGUGACGGAGCAGGGCACAGAGGGAACCACGAGAGGGAAGAGCGAUGCCGUUUUUUUAAUUUUUCAAUAUAUCUUCAGGUUAUUUUCCUACUGUUGCUUAAGGUCUACUGUAAACGAGACGUGUCUCCUCCUCCCCCACAUCACACACCCUCACAGUUCCCUGCAUGAUCGCAGUUCUGUGUCUGGCCUGUGGCAGGGCAGGAAGGGCCUCCGGCUUCCAGGACAGCCGUGGCUACGGCUACCAAGGCCCGGGGAACCCGCAGGCUGUGCACUUUGUCACCGUGUCCUUGCUGGCAGAGAUACCUGUCUUGAGAACUAUGUAGCAUUUGUGAAAACAAAAUCUCCCAUCGCCCUUUCUCUGUGUGUGGUGGUUCCUGGGAAGGGACAGCAGAUGAGGAGGCCUGGCUGGGAGCCACCUGGGGGGUUGACCUGGGGCUGGGGACUGCCCACCGCAGGGGCAGGAAGGCAUGGGGGUCCUUCCCGAGACCCAGGCCCUUCCGGCCAGAGGUUGACACAUCUCCACGGAGCCCCGCAGUGGGUCUGCCCUCCGCACAGAUAGGAAACAAGUAACGUCUGCACCUUGCAGCCCCCACCUGACCUUGCAGCCACCUAAGGUCUACAGAUGCAGAAUGUUCUCAGCGGGGGGGCUUUGGGACACUUCCUCAUUUGUCGGUGAGCUGAGCUGUGGCGGGCAGAAUGCCUUCCAUGCCUUGUCACUUCUGUGCCCUCACUCUCUGUGCACACCCUCGCCUGCGGCGGGCCCCGAGACACCACCGAUCACAGGCCCAAUUCCAGAUUGUGUUUAAGGUAACCUUUGCUGUACCCUUAAUUGGAUUGAAAGCACUUUUACCACGUGGAGAAAUAUAUUUUUAAUUUGUGAUGCUUUUCUACAAGGUCCACUCUUUCUGAGUUCAGGUGUUUCCAGCACUUAGGGAGACCAAUGAAGGCCAAUGACUUUUUCUUUUCUGUCCAAUCAAGAAAAAUAAAAAUAAAAAUCUAUUUAGAUGCUGGCUGUUAGUAUGUGGCUUUGUU